This is a messenger RNA of Orbicella faveolata, 1478 nucleotides long. RefSeq names its product gamma-aminobutyric acid type B receptor subunit 2-like. The record is from RefSeq and is a predicted model, not a curated record. Gene Ontology annotation, molecular function: G protein-coupled GABA receptor activity. Gene Ontology annotation, cellular component: G protein-coupled receptor heterodimeric complex; membrane. Gene Ontology annotation, biological process: gamma-aminobutyric acid signaling pathway; G protein-coupled receptor signaling pathway. Lineage: Eukaryota; Metazoa; Cnidaria; Anthozoa; Scleractinia; Merulinidae.
AUGAACAGAGAGAGAAAAAGAGCCAACAACUGCGGAAACUUCUUUUAUCGAGGAAAAUAUGCCGUUUCACGCGCACUCGCUUCAAAUGAAAGGGCAUGGGACGCGCUUACCGAGAUAUUUCCUGAAGAAAAAGCUACAGAACUGGAAGCUUUUUACAGUAAAAAAGGAAAAUCAAAGGUGAAGAUGUUUGGUCGAGGUAAGAGGGCUUACGAACUGUACACUGUAGAGAGGGAAACUAACGUUGGAAGGUUUAAUCCAAAGCUACCAAAACAAAUAAAAAAUUCUCUCGGUACAGAGCGUGAAGUGUUGAUUGCUGAAAAAUAUAAAGACAUUGAAGAACUAAAUAAGUCCAUCAGAGAAGACGAGACAAUAGCAAAUGAUGACAACGAAGCUCAAGAAGUCAGAGAAAGAUCCAGAGAAAGGAUAGCUGAGAAAAUGAAGCAGAUUGAUGCUCUCGAGAAUGAGAGAGAUGCUCACGGAGAGAGACUCCCAGUCAGAGAGAGAGUGAAGAACAUCUUCAAAAAGUAUGGAUUGACGGUCACGGCAGUAGGUCCUGGCAGUGGGAACGGUCAUCGGAGUGAUUGUCAACUCCCUGAACUCAGUCGCGAAGGGAGUCGGGGAUGGUCUCAAGAAUCUCGGGAAAAAGAUAACGCAAAUUCUUCCCGGUCUGAUCGGGACUAUCGUCGGCUUCAUCGUCAAGGUCGCCGGAUCGAUGAUCAGCUUCCUCGGAAAGAAUGCCUGGCUUCUCAUCCUCGGAGUGACGGUUUUCAUGGUUGAAAGAUUCCAAAAGACACGAGGGCUCUGGGAAAGAAAUUACCAUGUUUCAAACCAAGGCACGCAUGCACCGUGAAACCGGAACUCCUAAAAUCUUGGAGUCUGGAAAAUGAUUAUUCCAGAGCUCCGUGUCUUGGCGCUGACCAAAAGACACGUGGGCUCUGGGAACGAGAUUGGCUUCGCGCCAAAGUCGACGACUUUGGCGAGAGCGAUUUGUCAGCGUCUUGGAAACAGGAGGACGCGAGAAAGCGACCUUCUACAAUGCCAUGGCGAACGCUAUGAGUUCAACCAACACUAAAAGCGGUCAAAUAUGAUGACACCGAUCGUAAAUCAAGUCCAUUAUGUGGUUUGUUAUGAUGGAAAUCUCAGGAACUGGUCUGGCGAAAUGAUAAACCAAAUCUCCAUAUCGACAAAGAUAGGCAAAGCGCUUGAGAUACAUGCAUAAUGCAGGUACCGAAACAACAACUAAACCAUUGUAAGUUGUUAUCUAGUCAGGUAGCUGUAGCUGUUCAGCAAGUUUAUAAAUGUUCUCCCUGUAGAAACGAAACUCAGCCUCGCAUUCGUCGUUUGGUUUCUCGUCUAAAUCGAACCUGUCGUAGUUCCAGUACGGAAACUCUGGAUUUGUUGACUUGUUACAGUCGUACAAAAAGUACAAAUUCUUGUUCGUUUAUAAAGUUGCUUCCAUAAGCGUAUGCGAUACAAGC